AUUGGAAGUACUCACCCCAGAUAUUAGUGACAUAAAGGCAAACUUUGCAAUUGUAAAAUCUGUCCAUAAACGCUGGACGUUCUUGUUCUCGUAAGUGAAAUCGACUCCUCGUCGAUGGAAGUUUGAUCAGGGAUUGUGGAAGUUAGUAAUCUAGUCAUGAAGGUAGUUUGUGCGUGGAUUUCAAACCUUCGUCGCUGGACCAGGUCAAGAUUGACUGCGAUUACAUGCGUGGUGACUCUACUUUAUUUGUGGGGGAUUUUUGGAGAUUGGAAGACAUCUUAUCACGCUACUACAUUGGCAGAAUAUAAACGGUCCUUUCAGAUGUUAACCAACAUAGAUAUUGAGAAUCUGGAUAUUCAUCAGAACUGUUCUCCAGAAACACACGUCCUCUUUCUCAAGACGCAUAAAACAGGAUCGUCCACAGUAUCAAACAUUUUUUUCCGUUAUGGCGACUCUCGCGGUCUUCAAUUUAUUCUUGGUUCAGACACACUAGUUGGGUGGCCCAGUCCAUUUAGAAUUUCACACAUGCUACGUCCUAAUGGACUUCUGCCAAAUUUUCUGUGCAGUCACACAAGAUUUAGUAAGAAAACAAUGAAUUUCUUAUUUCCAAAAGACAGGAGUAAGUACAUAACAAUCCUUCGACACCCUGUGGCGCAAUUUGAAUCCGUUUUCAAUUACAUAGGGCUUGGUGAAGUUUUUAAUUUAGGGAGUGAUGCUACAGAAUCUAUAAAAGGAUUUCUUAGGAAAGGAAUAGAGUUUAAAGAUAUCUUCAAGAAGAGAUCAUCAGUUUUGGCCAGAAAUCCAAUGAUGUUUGAUUUAGGUUUGGACCACAAGUUGUACCAGAAUGCUUCUGCAGUCAAAGACUAUAUAGCAUUUUUGGAAAAGGAGUUUGACUUGGUUAUGAUAAUGGAAUAUUUUGAUGAAUCUAUGGUGCUCAUGAAGCGUUUGCUUUGCUGGUCAUUCACAGAUAUUCUUCACAUUAAAACCAACGAGAGGAUUGAAGAAGAAAGAGCCAAGUUCAGUGGUAACUUAAGGGAAAACAUAAAACGCUGGAACAGAGCAGAUAUGUUACUCUAUGAUCACUUCAAUAAAACAUUUUGGCGUAAAAUAAAAAUGGAAGGGAAACAGUUUUACAAAGAUCUUGCAACUUUCCGUCAACUGAAAGAGAUAUUAACCAGAAAUUGUUACGGAGGACCAACAGUUGAGGAGGUUUAUCCUGGCAAGUAUGGAAAGACAUUAUCUUUAAAUCCAAAGUUAUCAGGAGUGAGCAAAGAGAUAUGUGAUAAACUGAUAAAAAAGGAAAACAGCUAUCUUAGUUACUUGAGACAGAAACAAUCAUAUAAAUCACCAGGUCCUUUAAAUGCAGUAAUUCUUGAAGAUGAUCCACCCAAUAUCACCUGGGAUGUGGCAAAGGAUUUCUGGUAUGAUCCUUUACCACUGUAAUCUAAUAUUGAGAGUAUAAAUUAUUCUAGUAUAAAGAUUACAAAUAAGUGAUGUGUAUGAAAUUAAUGUAUACCUAAAAACUAUGAUGCCAUAGACACAGGUACACAUGAAGUAAAUGUUAUCACACCUGCAUAAUCCAUUGUUAAAUUGCUUGUCAAAAAAUGCGCGUUUUGCUCUCUAAUUGGUCUAGAAAACUAAUACCUCUCUCUAAACCGACAGGAUGCAAAACUUACGACAUUCUCAACUAGGUCGCCUGCAUUUGCCCACACUUAAAGUGGUUUUCUUGCUGUCACUUUGAGUUCUCAUUGGCUCUUGAGGAGUAUUAAUUUUAGUAGUGACGGGGGAAUUUACAUUUCAGUCACUCUUGAGGGUAAAAAUUAAAAAAAUUAAAAGAAUAAAAAAAGAGAGAGUUUGAGUGACAGAAAUAUUUUACCAUUUUCCCAAGCUUUACAUUUGAAGAAACACUUCGUGAUACCAAAAUUUUUUUUUUUUUUUGCUAUUUUUGCUGGACACAAGGCAUAGUUCAGCCAUUGUGAACACAUUCACUUACAAAAGUGAUCUGUACCAUAACAGAAACAGUCUAAGAGGAGGUAGGCUUGCCUGGGGGGUUAGGGUGCUGAGCUUCAAGUCCUCCACCCUGCUACUCACUGGAUUUGUCCUCAGUCGCCCCAAGUUCGGCUCCUUGGCUGCACUGUGUACAUAACCAUCUAGUCUGCCUCC
Stylophora pistillata is the source of this 2163-nucleotide messenger RNA. RefSeq names its product galactosylceramide sulfotransferase. Gene Ontology annotation, biological process: glycolipid biosynthetic process. NCBI's taxonomy places the organism in Eukaryota, Metazoa, Cnidaria, Anthozoa, Scleractinia, Pocilloporidae. Gene Ontology annotation, molecular function: galactosylceramide sulfotransferase activity. Gene Ontology annotation, cellular component: membrane. The record is from RefSeq and is a predicted model, not a curated record.